Carassius gibelio (silver crucian carp) is the source of this 2684-nucleotide messenger RNA. It is a transcript of the gene entpd2b, whose product is annotated as ectonucleoside triphosphate diphosphohydrolase 2b. Bases 710 to 2215 code for a protein of 501 amino acids. Lineage: Eukaryota; Metazoa; Chordata; Actinopteri; Cypriniformes; Cyprinidae. Gene Ontology annotation, molecular function: UDP phosphatase activity; GDP phosphatase activity. The transcript is spliced from 9 exons. Gene Ontology annotation, biological process: nucleoside diphosphate catabolic process. The record is from RefSeq and is a predicted model, not a curated record. Gene Ontology annotation, cellular component: plasma membrane.
AUGUGUGGCCUUAAUUUAGUCAUUCUGUUUGUCAUAAAAUAAGCAUUAAUGCUCAUGCAUUCAAGUGGCCAGUAAUCCUCCCCAAAAUGUAGAUGAUGUCACACAACUUCUCCUCCCUUUUCAACAGCAAACAGGAAAUUCUUACCACAUGGUGAGUGGUGCCUUGUGGAUACAAAGUAGGCCUGUAAAUGAAAAGUGUCUCCAUUCUUGGCAAGAAUUAUCUUAUUCAGAGCAUGCUGUCUGUGUCAGCUUUUGAAUAAAGGCAGCGGACAUAGAAAGAAGAGAAACCUUAAAUAAAACCCGUCUCCAUCACAUUAGUCCUGCUGCUCAUGAUUGACUCUAGAUUUAGUCAGCUGCACCAGCAGACACACCUUUAGUCACAUUUUAAACAGAUGAUGGAAGAAGAUUUAGGAAAGUUUGGAACACUCCCUUAUACUAAAAAAAAGGUUGUAAUUAAUGCAGGACAUUUAUUAUUACAGCAACAACUAUUAUACAUCUAUCUGUAUUUCCAAACAAUCUUUAUAACAAUAAAACAUUUACACUUGCAAAAUUGGUGUUUAUUACUAUUCUAAAGAAAUGGUUCUGCUGUUAACUAACUGGGCUUCUUUGUACAAGAGAAGUCUUUUCUCUUGUUAAGGAACUGGGCGGGUGGAGGGGUUGCCCUUGUUCCUUCACCAUCUAUAGCAGCAGGCAAACCCCAACUUUACUGAUGGAUAAACUGUUUGUUAAGUUUGUUGUCUCAGCGGUGCUCUUUCUGUUUGGAAUUGUGUCUAUUCUACUCCUGACUGUAUCCAUACAUGAAAUGAAGGAGCCACCACAGUACAUGUAUGGGGUUGUGAUGGACGCUGGGUCCUCACACACUGCUUUAUUCAUCUACAGAUGGCCGGCAGACAAAUUAAAUGGCACAGGCGUGGUCACCCAGCACAGCGAGUGUCAUGUCAAAGGAGGAGGAAUCUCUAGUUAUGCAGGGCAGCGGGGCGCAGCGGCCCGUAGCCUUGAGGGGUGCUUGAAGCAGGCCAUGCACGACAUUCCCCCAGACAGACAUCAUCGCACCCCUGUGUAUCUGGGAGCUACUGCUGGCAUGAGACUUCUGAAAAUUACCAAUCCUGACAAAGCAUCUCAGAUUCUCCAAGAAGUCAAACAAAAAAUCAAAUCCUUUCCUUUCAACUUUCGAGGAGCAGUAAUUCUGAGCGGUCAGGAAGAGGGUGUUUACGGUUGGGUCACUGUCAACUACCUUCUUGAAAACUUCAUAAAAUAUGGCUAUGUGGGCCGAUGGCUUAACUCUGGCAGAAAAACUGUCGGAGCGCUGGAUUUAGGGGGGGCAUCCACACAGAUCACCUUUGAGACCCCAGAGACGGUUGAGAACAAGUUGAACAGCAUGACUAUGCAUCUCUAUGGUCAGGAUUAUUCCCUAUACACGCAUAGUUACCUGUGUUACGGUAAAGAAGAGGCUCUGCGCCAGAUCCUGGCCUACCUGGUUGAAUCGCAGGGUAAUACUAGCAAAGUGUAUCAUCCCUGCUACCCAUCUGACUUCACUGAUGUCUUCAAGCUGGAACAAGUGUUUGACUCUCCUUGUACAGUGUCUAAGAGACCCAAACCUUACAAUCCUCAUUCCUGGAUCAGGGUGCAAGGCUCUGGGGACUACCAAAGCUGCCUUGGCAACACUUCUAAUAUAUUUUCCUUCCAGUUCUGCCCCUUUUCUCAGUGUUCCUUUAAUGGAGUUUUCCAGCCCAACAUCAGCGGGAGCUUCAUGGCCUUCUCUGCAUAUUUCUUCACUCACAGUUAUCUCCAGCUGAGUACAGGGAUAAACAUCAGAACCUCUGCUCAGUUAGAGGAGGCUACCCAAACUGUGUGCAAUAUGACCAUAGAAGAGAUGACCAAGAAAGCUCCUGACUUGAAAAAAUACCUGAAGGAUUACUGUGCCAUCGCAGUGUAUAUACAAGUGCUAAUGCUAAGGGGUUAUAACUUUGAUGAGAGUUCUUUCCAAAAUGUUGCUUUUCAGAAAAAGGCAGGUGAGGUGUCUGUGGGCUGGGCUCUAGGUUAUAUUCUUAGUGUGAGCAGUCUUCUUCCAGAGGAACCUGCGGGCAUCAGGAAGGGCUUGUGUCCUGCAGCAUGGAUUGGCUUGUUGAUUCUCCUAACCGUCCUCCUCACUGUCACCGUCUGUUACAUGGCUCUCCUGAUUCGAAGGAAAAGGAAGGAUGAAGGUGUCUCAUAGCUCACUGCUAUGCCUACAGUUGUGUUUGGACAGACUAAACAAAACUUAAAUGCAUUCAUACUGUACUGUCUGUGUUAAUAUUGCAUCUAAUGUAAAAAAAUUUUUUUUUUUCAUCAAAACUUGUUAGGAAAUUAAAUUGAGGCACAAAAUGAAUAACACUACAUAAUAUUAUAUAUGGUAGCCCAUACUAUGGUGUAUCUGAUACCAUCACUGUUGUAUCUCAGCAAUGUUACUGUUUUAACAGAUUACAGCAAAGUUGUCUUUGUUUAUCUUGUGUGAUACACUAAUCGACUUUAUUAGAAGAAAUAUAUGUCUUUUUGAGGACUGGCGAUGAUAUCUGAUCAGUGAUCCAGAACUCUCUUUGGCCAGUUCACAUUUGUCUUCAGUUAAUGUAGCCUACACUAAGACAUUCACAGCAUUUCAAAUAUUUCUCAGACUGAAGGAAUAAAACUGUAAUGUUAAAAAUUUA